ACGAUCUACCAACAUGGUUCACAACCGUAGUCUGGUUUUGCUCCUGGCCAUAGCCAUGGCUGCCUUUAUGGGAGGCUCCCAGGGUGCAAACAUCCUGGGUCUCUUUCCGAGCCUGAGUCCUUCGCACUUGAUCAUCCAAAUGUCGGCGGCUAAAGUUCUGGCGGAGAAGGGCCAUAAUGUGACUGUGGUCACAGUGCUGAAGCCAGUCGUUAACCACAAGAAUAUAAACGUGAUCCAGGUGCCCCUCACCAAGGAGGAGUCCCAGCUGAUGAGCGACACAAUUGGAAAGAUGUCGAAGAACGACAACAGCAACAUGGCUGUAUCCCUCAUUCGCAUGACGGGGCAGAUGGAUUUCAUGUUCAGAAAGAAUGCAGAGACCCUGAUGGACGAUCGAGUUAGGGAUCUGUACUUGAACAGGGACAACAAAUUCGACCUGGUUCUCUCUGGAUUCUUCAUGAACGAUUUCCAACUGGGAUUCGCAAGGAAGGUUAAUGCACCUGUCAUCGUCGUGGCCACAAUGCCGCCCAAUCAAAUGUUGAACCCACUUAUUGGCAAUCCCCUGGAGAUCUCCUACGCGGGAAGCAACGAUGUGGAGCAGGGCAAAGGAGCAACCUUCAAGCAGCGAUUGACCAGCUACAUUACAAGCUACGCCUUCGGGAUCUUUACUUAUCUCUCGGAAAAGCGUAACAGGGAAUUGUACAAGAUGGUUUUCGGUGACGAUCCCUCCAUGCCAGAGUACUCAGAAAUGCUAAGAAACACAUCGAUGGUGUUCUUUGCCAACCAUGCGGCCAGCGAAGGACCCAUCCGACCCAAUGUUCCUGCAGCGAUAGAGAUUGGCGGUAUUCAAGUUAAGGACAAGCCGGAUCCCCUGCCCCAAAAUAUUGCUGAUUUCCUGGGCAAUGCCACUGAUGGAGCCAUUCUUCUGACGCUGGGCUCUAAUGUCAAGGGAAGCCACAUCAAACCAGACACGGUUGUCAAGAUGUUCAACGUCCUCUCGAAACUGAAGCAAAGGGUCAUCUGGAAGUGGGAGGAUCUGGAGAAGACCCCCGGCAAGUCGGACAACAUUCUCUACUCCAAGUGGCUGCCUCAGGACGACAUUCUAGCACACCCCAAAAUCAAGCUGUUCAUCAAUCACGCCGGAAAAGGUGGCAUAACUGAGGCGCAGUAUCAUGGAAAACCCAUGCUCUCGUUGCCCGUCUUUGGAGAUCAGCCCGGUAAUGCGGAGGAUAUGGUCAGAAGUGGUUUUGGCCUCACUCUUAGUCUGCUAACCUUGGAGGAGCAGCCUUUCCAGGAGGCGAUCCUUGAGAUCCUGUCGAACCCACAGUAUGCUCAAAAGGUGGCCUCGUUCUCCUCCCUCUACCGCGAUCGCCCCAUGACCGCCAGGGAGUCAGUGGUCUACUGGACGGAGUACGUGAUCCGUCACCAUGGAGCUGCCCAUCUUCAGAGUCCUUUGGUCCACAUGAACUUCGUAGCCGCCCAUAAUAUCGACAUAUACGUCCUGUUUGCCCUUGUAUUAGUGUCUUCGAUACUGCUUUUUAAGGCUGUAGUCAAAUUUAUUUACAGGAGAUUUUCAUCGAGGUCAAAGAAGGAAAAACUUCACUAAAAGUUUUCAAGACUUAAGAUUAUGGGACCUUUUAAGGCAAAUACUCUGCUAAAAAUUAAUUAAGAAUAAAUUAAAAUAAAC
Drosophila biarmipes is the source of this 1684-nucleotide messenger RNA. It is a transcript of the gene Ugt37A3, whose product is annotated as UDP-glucosyltransferase 2. NCBI's taxonomy places the organism in Eukaryota, Metazoa, Arthropoda, Insecta, Diptera, Drosophilidae. Gene Ontology annotation, molecular function: UDP-glycosyltransferase activity. The record is from RefSeq and is a predicted model, not a curated record. Bases 14 to 1603 code for a protein of 529 amino acids. The transcript has 2 exons.